This is a messenger RNA of Papaver somniferum (opium poppy), 672 nucleotides long. RefSeq names its product glutathione S-transferase T1-like. NCBI's taxonomy places the organism in Eukaryota, Viridiplantae, Streptophyta, Magnoliopsida, Ranunculales, Papaveraceae. The coding region runs from base 1 to 672 and encodes 223 amino acids. The transcript is spliced from 7 exons. The record is from RefSeq and is a predicted model, not a curated record.
AUGAAUCUCAAAAUAUAUAGCUAUCGAAUGUCUCAACCUUGCAGAGCCGUUGUCAUCUUCUGCGAUGCAAAUGGAAUCGAUUUCGAGGAGGUCAGCGUAGAUUUAGCCAAGCGCGAGAAUCAUUUGCCAGAAUAUAGAGCAAUAAACCCUCUGGGUCAAGUUCCAGCUAUAUAUGAUGGCAGGUUUAAGCUGUUUGAGAGUCGUGCAAUUCUUAGAUAUCUUGCUUGUGUGUUUCCUGCUGUCGCUGAUCACUGGUAUCCAAGUGAUUUAUGCAAGAGAGCUAAGAUUGACUCAGUCUUAGAUUGGCAUCAUUCUAAUUUACGUCGUGGUCCUGUUACCUUCUGUCUGAAUACUGUACUAGGACCUAUAGUGGGUCGUGCUAUGAAUCCACAAGCAGCAGCCAAAGCCGAAAAACUUUUGAUCUCAUCCCUGUCGAAAAUUGAAUCUGUGUGGCUCAUUGAAAAUGAAAAAUUCUUGUUGGGUAAUUCACAACCAUCUAUUGCUGAUCUUAGCCUUGUCUGCGAAAUCAUGGAUUUAGGGAUUUUGGACGACAAGGAUCGUAGUCGAAUAUUAAGCCCGUUCAAGAAAGUUCUGAAAUGGAUAGAGAAUACAAGAAUCGCGACAAGCCCCCAUUUUGAAGAAGCACAUAACAUCUUAUUCAAAGCAAAAUAA